Messenger RNA from Papaver somniferum (opium poppy), 2830 nucleotides. RefSeq lists its product as uncharacterized. Gene Ontology annotation, biological process: cortical microtubule organization. Bases 627 to 2489 code for a protein of 620 amino acids. The transcript has 5 exons. The record is from RefSeq and is a predicted model, not a curated record. Gene Ontology annotation, cellular component: cortical microtubule. Lineage: Eukaryota; Viridiplantae; Streptophyta; Magnoliopsida; Ranunculales; Papaveraceae.
AUUUUUUCUCCUCUUAAAUCCUCCGAAACUAAAACGUUGCAGUUUUGUUGGGAGUGACUUCCGUUAAAUAAAACAAAUUAAUAGACAGUCUCCUCCUCCCUCAUUCCCUCUGGUCUUCUCUAAUCUCUCUCUCACAUCAUUUCCCACUCUCAAAAAAGCUGCUCUCUUUUCCUUUCACUUAUAAAAUAUUAAAUUUUCGCAUUCAAAAUUUAAACUCAGUUAUUUACAAAACAAGCUUCAUUCUCAGAUCUCUAGCAAUGGCGGUUGAUUCAAGCUAAAGGCUUCCCAUAAAGUUGUAUAGAAUCCAAAGUGUGUCCAGAUGUUUUACGAGUGAUGGAUAAGUUAAGAGAGUUGUUAGGUUUAUAGAUAGAUUGAUUGAGAUCAUUUUCUUUCUUUCCUUUACUUUAUCCCAACAACAUUAUAAAAUUACUCACUUCUCCCCACCCCCUCUCUCCCUGUAGCUCCAUUUCUUAGAUCUGUGCUUUCCGUUUCGCGUUCCUGAGAAAUUUGAGUUCUUUUUUAUUUUUUGAUUUGCUGUGACAAGAGUGAGGUGUUUAUGUCUAGUUAGGGUUUUUCAAAUUUUUGUUUUUUUUGAGUGGGGGUUUUGAUUUUUAAACCGGAGUGAGAUGAAUCGAAGUUUUAGGGCAGAGGAUUCGCGAAUGCAAGCUUCAAUACAGAGGAUACAACAAGGGAUGAGGAAUCAAAAUGCUACGAAAGAUAAAGACGAAGAACUUUCUUUGUUUCUCGAAUUGAAAAAACGCGAAAAGGAAAGAAAUAAUCAGCUUCUUAUUCAUAACUCUGAAGAAUUUGAUGCUCCAUUAGACUCUAAACUGGGCAAUUCUCCCAUAUUCAAGAUUGUACAACCUGCUCCUGCACGUAAAACAAGUGCUGAUGAUUUCGUAAAUUCGGACAAUGAUAAAGAUGAUUAUGACUGGUUGAUGACACCCCCUGGCACUCCUCUUUUUCCUUCGCUGGAGAUGGAAUCACAAAAAACAGUUAUGAGUCAACUGGGAACUCCAAAUGUCCGUCCUGCUGCACCAAAGUCCAGGUUAGCAAAUCCUCAGUCCGAGCCUCCUCCAAGGAGCAAUUUAGCAUCUAGGCAGCCGACUUUGUCUACCGGGUUGAACACUUCGAGUACAAAUAUUCACAGACCUUCAUCAUCCGGGGGUCGUUCAACUGCUUCUAGACCUGGAACUCCAACUGGACGCCCCACAUUAUCUUCCAUACCUAAGCAGCCUUCAAGAGCUUCUAGGCCUGCGACUCCAACUUCAAGAGCCACCUUACCUUCUUCCAAAACCACGGCUCCUCCAUCAAGAUCGUCAACAGCUUCUGCAAGAUCUUCAACACCUACCUCCAGAUCGACAACACCUGCUGCAAGAUCUUCAGCACCUUCUGCGAGAUCUUCAACACCUACUGCAAGAUCUUCAGCACCUUCUGCGAGAUCUUCAACACCUACUGCAAGAUCUUCAACACCUUCCGCAGUAUCUUCAGCACCAUCUGCAAGGUCUUCCACACCUUCUGCAAGAUCUUCAACACCUUCUGCAAGACCUUCAGCUGCUUCUGCAAGAUCUUCGACACCAACCAGACCCACUGUACCUGCUUCAAAGACCACAUCAAGGACAGCAACUCCAACUAGGCGACCAUCAACCCCAUCAAAUGUUCCGAGUUUGUCUAGUCUUACUCGCUCUUCUUCAGCGAUCAAAUCAGGACCCACAGUAACGAGAAAUCCUGUUCCAUCAUCUGGUAGUGCUCCAGUUAUGAAAUCUAGACCCUGGAAACCUUCAGACAUGCCUGGGUAUUCUCACGACGCUCCGCCAAACUUGCGGACAUCAAUGCCCGCAAGACCAGUUUCUGCCUCCAGGGGUAGACCUGGAGGUCCGAGUGCUGGACCCGCUACAGAUAUUGGUUCUAAUGGAAGACCUAGAAGACAAUCAUGCUCUCCUUCAAGAGGCCGAGUUCCAAAUGGCAGUGUUCACAACAGAAGUUCUGUUCCAGCAUCUAGCCGAGCAUACGCUAAUGGUAAUGACCAUGUGAAUCCUGUUCUGAUGGGAACUCAGAUGGUUGAAAGAGUUGUAAACAUGCGAAAAUUGAAUCCGCCAAAGCCGGACGACCCACGUUCUGCUCAUAACAAUUCCACAGGAAAAUCAUCUUCAUCCCUGGACAGCUCAGGCUUUGGGAGAUCUCUUUCAAAGAAAUCCUUGGAUAUGGCGAUGAGGCAUAUGGACAUAAGACAACGUGUUCCAGGUAGCCUACGUCCAUUGAUGACAAAUAUUCCAGCUUCUUCCAUGUAUAGUGUGAGAUCCGGACCAGCAAGAAGCAGGACUGUGAGUGUGUCGGACUCCCCACUUGCCACAAGCAGCAACUGCAGUUCUGAGCAAAGCAUCAAUAACACCACUUUAAUUCUGGACAUCUGCGAUAUGGAAGACGAUGGUCUAAGCAGUGACAGAGGAGGUAGGUCUUCCCCCAUUAGUCACCUGGCAGGUGAAUGAAAGACAAUACUUCUUAUAUAACCAUUAUGUAAAUGAAGUAGUUCUCUUAUUGGCAUUUGUACUCUUAGCGAAAUCAGUUAGUUUAGAUAACACAAUGGAGCUAUGUGCUAAGUUCACAUCACCGUCAUUAUACUUGAGGUGCAACAAACUCGUAAAACCUUGUAAGAACUCUGACAGCAUCUGUUUUCUGCUUGAAAACCAAAAAAAAAAAAGGAAAAAAAAAAUAAUAUUCAAGGGUUCUGUGGUUCUUGGGUUUCCAGUAGCUUGGUUCAGUGAAUUAGCAAUGUGUCUCUGUAGAACUCGGCUUUGAUUUAAACUGAAUGAUAUGCUUGUGCAGGAAA